Molecule: messenger RNA, 2813 nt
Organism: Anguilla rostrata (American eel)
Lineage: Eukaryota; Metazoa; Chordata; Actinopteri; Anguilliformes; Anguillidae
Product: acylamino-acid-releasing enzyme-like
Exons: 23
Coding region: 136-2331 (731 amino acids)
Biological process (GO): proteolysis
Molecular function (GO): serine-type endopeptidase activity
Source: RefSeq, a predicted model, not a curated record
ACAUAAUAAUUAUGAAUUAUACCAUAGUAUUGUGUUUUAAACAUGGAAAUGUGUUUCACUUUGUACAUUUUUUUAUCAUAACCCCCUUUAAGAUAGUAUAGCUCACAGUGCGAGGCACUUGCUAACAACAACACUAUGGAGUCUCAGGUAAUCACCAACCCGGAUGAGAUUGCCAAACUUUUCAGAGAGCAGAGUCUUUUCCCCAGCCUGAUCAGGGCUGAUGUUGGACCAGUGAUCACAUCUCAGUAUGGAGGGAAAUAUUGCAACAUCUAUACAGAAUGGAGCCAGCGUGACCUGGAGAGAAAUGAGAAUGUCAAAUUCUGUCGGCAGUACAUUGUGUUUCACGAUGAUAAGUCUGUUGUAUAUUCAGGACCAUCUGGGAAUUGCACCGAAAUUAAAAGAGAGCUCCUGAGCAAGGACUCUCCUUCUGGUGAUAUGAAGGCUGUAGUCCGAGAGUGCACAGUGAAGGGUGAAGAGCAGCAGUUUUUGGAGAUUUGGAGCAAGAACAGCAAAGUGAAGAGCAUCAACCUGACAGCCCUGAAGAAACAUGGCAAGGUCUAUGAAGAUGAUCAGUUUGGAAGCUUGGUGUGGUCCCACUCGGAGACUCACCUCCUGUAUGUGGCAGAGAGGAAGAGACCGAAGACGGAGUCAUAUUUCCAGACAGAGUCUCCUGAAACCAGCUCUUUGGGGGAUGAGGAGGAGGCCAUGAAAGUAGGGAAGAAGGAGGAGACUGUGAAGGGGGACCAGUUUGUGUUCUAUGAAGACUGGGGGGAGGACCUGGUGAACAAGAGUGCCCCAGUGAUGUGCAUCCUGGACAUUGAGGGCAGCAACAUCUCCGUGCUUGAGGGGGUCCCAGACAACAUCUCCCCUGGCCAGGCAUUCUGGGCCCCCAACGACACAGGCGUGGUGUUUGUUGGCUGGUUGCACGAACCCUUCCGAUUGGGCCUGAAAUACAGCCCUAACAGGAGGUCUUCCUUAUUUUAUGUAGACCUGACCGGUGGCAAAUGCGAGCGACUGUCUUCAGAGACGAAUGCUGUCUCAUCCCCUCGCCUCAGUCCGGACCUGUGUCGGAUCAUCUACCUCGAGUGUGGGGUGUACGGGCCUCACUACCAGUGCAGCCGGCUAUGCAUGUACGACUGGUACACUAAGAAGACAUCAGUCGUGGUGGAUGUUGUAAACAGACAGAGAGAAGAUGGUUUCACUGGAAUCUACAGCAUGCUCCUUUCUCCCUACUGUUGGUCGGAGGACAGCCAGCGAAUCCUGGUGUCCUGCCCUCAGAGAAGCCGGAAGGAUCUUCUUUUGGUGGAUAUCAACACAGGAAAUGUCACAUCACUAACAGCAAAGUCAGACAUUGGGAGCUGGACUCUUCUCACAGUUAAACGGGAUCUGAUAGUGGUCAGCUGCUCCUCACCCAACUGUCCUCCCAGCCUGAGAGUCGGGUUCCUGCCUGUGGCUGGAUCGCAGGAAGAGGUGACCUGGGUCACCCUGGAGCAGGCCCAGCCCCAAGCGGACAUUGACUGGAAAGUGCUGACCUUCACCCCGCCCCCUGAACAGGACAACAGCACAUACCCUGGCCUCGAUUUUGAAGCUAUACUGUUGAAACCCGGGAACGCCAAGGAAGGAGCCAAGCUGCCUCUGAUUGUGACUCCACACGGGGGACCCCACUCUGUGUUUGUGGCGGAGUGGCUCCUGUCGUCUGCAGUGCUGUGCCGAAUGGGUUUCGCUCUGCUCCUGGUGAACUACAGGGGAUCCAUUGGGUAUGGGCAGGACAGCAUCUUUUCCCUGCCUGGAAGGGUGGGCGAUCAGGAUGUAAAGGAUGUCCAGCAUGCGGUUGAGAGCCUGAUAAAGGCAGAAGGAUUUGAUGAACAGAAGGUGGCGCUUGCCGGGGGGUCCCAUGGCGGAUUCUUAGCCUGUCAUUUGAUUGGGCAGUACCCCACUUUCUACAAAGCCUGCGUGGCACGGAACCCCGUCAUAAACCUGGCCUCUAUGAUUGGCAGCACUGACAUUCCGGACUGGUGCAUGGUGGAGUCUGGGUAUAACUACAGCACUGAUACCCUCCCUGAUCCUGCUGUCUGGGAGCAGAUGUUGAACAAAUCCCCGAUCAAACACGUCACACAGGUGAAAACCCCUGUGCUGCUCACGCUGGGAGAGGAUGACAAGCGCGUUCCCAAUAAGCAGGGGAUGGAGUACUACAGGGCUCUCAAGGCUCUGCAGGUUCCUGUCCGGUUGUUAUGGUAUCCAGGAAACAACCACUCCCUUUCCAAAGUGGAUGCGGAGUCCGAUGGCUUCAUGAACAUCGCUCUGUGGGUGAUACAGCACUUGUCCCUUUGAAAUCCAGGCUGGAAGACCUGUCCCAGCAGCCAUUUGAGUGAUGUGUUUGCCAAAACGUCAGCACUGACGAUGAUGUAAAUUCCAAAGACACUAUGUUGCCAGUAACUGUUUCAUACUAAGGCAUGUGAUCUUAUUAUCUAAGGUAUUUCUUUCGCUGUUAUGGACUACUUACUGUACUUCCUCAAGGGCUUUUUUAUUACUUCUGCUAUGUAACUGAAGAUGAAAGUCUUUUACAUUUAGUUUAACAAAACCCCAACUGCUUUAUCAGAAUAACCUGAGAGAGUUGCAGUACCUGGGAGAAUGAUUUUCAUUAUGCUCUCCCUACACUGACUACAUUCAUCUUAAUGAUAUUUAAUAAGGACAGAAAAUUCUGGUUCUUCUGAUUGAAUGUUAUUUCUUCUUCUGGAAAAGUGUUGGCAGUACUUGUGGUACGAUUAUUUGAAGAAUGCCUGUCAAUAAAAGCAGCACUAAUUUCUUUUCCA